GUGGGCGAGGAGGGCGGGGCCACGCAGAGGAUAGCGGGCACCGGGUGAGGCGAGGCCGCGCAGGAAGAGCGGGGAACCCGGGGAGCGCGAGGAGGGCGGAGCCACGCAGGAAGGGCAGGGCAUGAGUUGAGCCUAAAGCGCGAGGUGAGAGCAGAGCGCGCAGGGAGGGCGGGGCACCCGAGAAAGGCGGGGCUGUAAGCGCCCUCCUUGCAGCGACUGGCGGGCCUGCGAGGGGGCGGGGUUUCCGGCGGCAGUGCACUCGGGCAUCGACUGACGCAGAGUGGACGGGCGUCACGUGACACGGAAGUGACUCCGAACAGGAAGAGGACGAGAAAAAUAACCGUCCGCGACGCCGAGUGGAAGUGGAUUAGAGCCACCAUGAACAGCAAAGGUCAAUAUCCAACACAGCCUACCUACCCUGUGCAGCCUCCUGGGAAUCCAGUAUAUCCUCAGACCUUACAUCUUCCUCAGGCUCCACCCUAUACUGAUGCUCCACCUGCAUACUCAGAGCUCUAUCGUCCAAGCUUUGUUCAUCCAGGGGCUGCCACAGUCCCCACCAUGUCAGCUGCAUUUCCUGGCGCCUCGUUGUAUCUGCCUAUGGCCCAGUCUGUGGCUGUUGGGCCUUUAGGCUCCACGAUCCCCAUGGCUUAUUACCCAGUUGGUCCCAUCUAUCCACCUGGCUCGGCAGUGCUGGUGGAAGGAGGGUACGAUGCAGGUGCCAGAUUUGGAGCUGGUGCCACCACUGGCAGCAUUCCUCCUCCACCUCCUGGAUGCCCUCCCAACGCUGCUCAGCUUGCAGUCAUGCAGGGAGCCAACGUCCUUGUAACUCAACGCAAGGGAAACUUCUUCAUGGGUGGCUCAGAUGGUGGCUACACUAUUUGGUGAGGAGCUGUGGCCACUCCUGUGCCGGGGAAGACAUCACAUACUUCAGCACUUCUCACAAUGUAACUGCUUUAGUCAUAUUAACCUGAAGUUGCCGUUUAGACACAUGUUUUUGGGGUGUCUUUCUGGUGUCCAAACUUUGAGGCACUUUUCAAAUUUAAUAAGGAACCAUGUAAGGGUAGCAGUCCCUCCCUAAAGCAUUCUGAGGUAGGGAGGUGUCCAUUCUUCAAAUGAAUGUGAGGGAAGCGGCCCCAAGGCUCUUCCUUAAUUCCUCUGGAGUGAUACUGUGCCAUGCUGGUCUUUGCUUCUAGGAAUGAAACAUCAAAUUAGGUUUGGAGGGAACUUUGAUCUUCCUAAGAAUUAAAGUUGCCAAAUUAUUCUGAUUGGUCUUUAAUCUCUUUUAAGUCUCUGAUUUAUCUUACUUGUUAAUGAAACGCAUUAGCUGUCUGCCCUUUCCUUCCCAUCCUCUGCCCCGCCUGUCCUGUCCCCAGUCCUCCCAUCGAUGUCCAUGGAGUCAGUGGUGCAGGACCGAGAGCCAGUCAGACUCAGCCCCUGUCUCCCUGCACCUGUCCUACCUGACAUUUUUUAACUCGUCUUUCAUAAGGAUCCUCUGAAGCCCCCUGUGUGUCCCGAGCAGAGACUCCAUUUCUGGGGUUUUGUAUAUCUCCAGGCAAGGUGAAGGCACCCUUUGGACCCACCUCAUAAGCCAUCUCUGCAUCCCCAUGAACCCAGACUAGCUGUGGUGCCAGAAACCCAACUUAACAACAGCUCUCAGUGCAAACUGUCCUAGGAAAACUUAAAAAUGACAGGCAGGGAGGAAGAUGCAUAUCAAAAGCUUGGCUUGAAAGCCUAAUUAAGGGAGUUUUAGAUAAACUAGUUAUCACUUCCUGAGUGUUGCAUGCAGCCACUUGGGUCCCAGGAGUUUCCUGAGGUGAAUCAGUAGGGUCACGCGAAUGCCUCACUAUACUAUGACUUGAGUCCAGUGAGAUCUCAGUAGGAUUAAUACUUCAGGGAUCCUUAAUAUUUUGAUUUGUUUUCUGAGAUUGGAUUUUAUUUUAUUUUACCUGAUAUUUCAGUUCAUCUAAAUCUUGUGUUCUGUACAUGUGAUGUUUGACUGUACCAUCGACUGUUAUGGAAGUUCAGCGUUGUAUGUCUCUCUACACUGUGGUGCACUUAACUUGUGGAUUUUUUUAUACUAAAAAUGUAGAAUAAAGACUAUUUUGAAGAUUUGAAUAAAGUGAUGAAGUUGCAUUACA
Molecule: messenger RNA, 2138 nt
Organism: Rattus norvegicus (Norway rat)
Lineage: Eukaryota; Metazoa; Chordata; Mammalia; Rodentia; Muridae
Source: RefSeq, a predicted model, not a curated record